UCCUCUUCUUCUAAACCAGCCCUCUUUCACUCCCACUGGCUGUGUUGUCCCCCUCACCGCCUUUCAUGAAGAUACCUUACCACACGACUUCAGCACUCAGACCUCGCCGCGGGAAUUUCUGCAUCCACUAAACGAACAAUUUCAAACUUUUCUUUCGUAUUAAGCGUCUCUCGUUUACAGCUCGGCGGUUUGGUGUCUGGCUGCUGGAAAAGUGAAGUUCAGGCUCAUACACGCUGUGUCAGAGGUGUAUUAUUGCUCUGGUUGUUCACCACUUGCAUGUCAAUCUUCCAGAAAGUCGCGCGCGAGGACUGACUUGAGAUUAUUAGGCGCUUGUUUAACAGAUAACCGUGGAAAUACAACUCGACGUGGACCUCCUGAAACUGGACUUCGGAGAUGAUCUGAGGGUACUCUGCAGUUUGAACCAUGUGAAGCGGGAGCUGUUGUGGAAAUUUCGUUGAUUUUUGAGUGAGACUGACUGACUGUUGAAUCAAUGUGGUGUUUGCCGAAGUUACGUGUGGCCCGAAACUCACCUAAACGUUGACACGUCUUGGGAGUGAUGCACUGGCUUCCCCUGGUUGCCAUGGUGAUCGCCUCGGCCCUGCCUUUCCCUCAAAGUCCUGUGCCCAGGCUUGUUGCCGCGACGAUAGAGCCUGGCAGAAACGACAGCAACAGCACCAGUGUCCCGAAAGCUGAGACCAACUCAUCAGUGGACAACCACCUUCAUGGUGCUGUUUCUGACAACAACUACAGCACACCUGAUGUAGCUCCUCACAGAACAGAGGACGGCCGUAUAUCCAAGGGUAGAGCAAGCCAAGAGAAUCUUUUAACACAGCACAACCUUUUCAAUAACACAAAGCAGGACUACACAGGUGGAGGAGAUAGGACUACCAGAGAAGAUGUAUCCAGGACGCAUGAUCAUAGGAAAUACAAAUCACAAAAGAACUUGGUCGAAAAGGCCAAUUUUGGGCAGCUUGACCGUAGACAGUUACACGAAGAAAGUAGUGUUGAGACUUUUCUUAAAGAUGACACGAAUGCAAGAAAUAAACCUCUUGAAGGUCUUAAGGCACCUGUGCAGGACCACCAGGACGAAGUUCAACCACAAGGGAAAGAGUUUGAAAUGGAUCCAGGCUUUCGGAUCGAAGAAGAUCAGCUGGUUUUGCUGGACGCCCAUCCUCGAGUGCUCUUCUCCUCGGGUCUUUCCCCACCCAAACAUCCACCUCUGCUCUUAAUGCUGGAGUUGGGCUUGUUGGCCAGUGAUGAGGUAGAGGACGGGGAAAGCCACACAAUGGAUUCUACGACACCUAGUCAUGGAGGUGACAAAGAGGCAUACAGGAACUUACUCUUGGGUGUUUCUGAUUCUGCUGGCCACAUUCCUAGAGCCCGCCGCAAGCGACAGGUCGACCAAUACACACAAGGCCGUGAGCGCUCUGUGUGUGAGGCCGAAAGCGGGUGGGUGACUGACAAGAAAACCUCAGUGGACCAUCGUGGAAAUAAUGUCACUAUUAUGGGUAACAUCCCGACCCAGGCAAAGCCACUGAAGCAGUACUUCUACGAAACAAGGUGCCGCGUGUCAGGAAACGGCAGUGGGCAAGGGGUGGAGGGGGCAGGCUGCUUGGGGGUGGAUAAAAAACACUGGUUGAGCAGGUGCGAAACCAAACAGUCAUAUGUACGUGCCCUCACCUUGGAUGUCAACAUGAAGGUAGGGUGGAGGUGGAUCCGUAUCAACUCCUCCUGCGUUUGUGUGCUGCUCAGCAGAGGAAAGUACAACACUGAUAGGACGCUCGAAAAGGGAGGAGAGCAAGAAGGCAGAAGGUUCAGUUAGUAUGGACUUUCUUGAAGGAAGGAUUGACAGGUUAUGUGAAUGUUUAAGAGUGUUUAAGGGACUGCGUCUAUUCUGGUUCACUGUGUGGGGGAUAUUUCCUUUCCAGAUGUUACUACAUAUCACUUGACAAAGCCUUAUUGCUGUACCCUAGUGAGGGAUAAUCAUGAAAAUGAAAACCUUUUUACCUUCAAGUUGCCCUCAGAACCUGUAGUGAUUUGGAACACAAAAGGAUACUGUGGCACCAGAAAGUUUUUCAUUACUUAAGUCACUCUUAAAAAUGUCUGAAUUUUACUGCAUUCCAUCAGGAGUGUCUGGAUUUGUUCCCAGAGGGGCACUGUUCAGUAGAGUUUAGCUCCAGCCUUAGACUGGGACCUUCAAAGCAAUAGUGUUGGAAGUAAAAUGUGCAGAAAAGUGGCCUUAAAUAAGCAGAAUAAGACACCCCUGCAUUACUGAAUACCCCCUCAAAAAAAGAUGCUUGAAGUUUUCUCUUAAUUUACCAGGGUUUUUGGCCCUGUUUAUGUUUGGUUUUGGAUGCAUUUUGUUGAUAACGAGAAGAUAAGGUAGACGCAUUCCUGUUGACCUGCUGACUCUUUUGUCCAUUUUUAACCACUUGCCUUUUUCUGAUGUCCAAAAUAUAAUGUGCAUAUUUUUAAAUGAAAUGAAAUGGAGAGGUUAUCCACAAAACUCUACAGAAAAAUGCGGUUUUGAGUUAGAAUCAGUAAAAUAACAGUCAGUUAGACUGGUGAAGGAAGAUUGGGCUUUACAAUAUGAAAAAAAAAAAGUUGACUAAAUUUGCCCUAAAAGGAUCUUUAGGCAACCGUAUGGCAUCACUGUAAGUGUGAAGUGGUUGAAAGUGGACAAGCUCAAGGAGUUUAGAGUCAAUCACAUACAUCAAAUUCGUACAGAUGCCCUGGCAGAUUAACAAUUGUAACAAUCACGUAUCAACACACAGCAAGACUAUUAAAAUGCAUUUAUUUUUUCAAAUCCCUAUUGUAGGGGUCCUAUUGUGCUCUAUUUUGGCAGUAUGCUAGAAUGGGGUCUUAUGCUUGGUGGGUUAAAAACACAUUAUUUUUUACUAUAUUACAAUACCUUUCUACCCAGCACAAAUGGCUUAAUUAGUUCCGGGUCAGACAAAGAUCAGAACUUACCAGUGUUUUCAAUGAUAUAAGGUUUGCUUUGGGUUGCAGACAUUUGAAUCCAUAUACUGUAUGUACAGUUACUCAACAGUCAUUGAGUACUCAACAGACACUCUUUAGGAAACUAGAAUGUGAACUCUACUAUCUAUCAGUUAAACCAGACAUGUACUAUAGUUAAACCAAAAUUAUACUAUCAGUUAAACCAGGCACUAUUUUAUAAGAUGACGAAUUGACAUGUUGUAAAUCCAGCAGCUCUAAUCUCUCCACCGCAGAUUAACAUAGUGUUACUCAUCAUAAACUAAUAUAAUCAUUAUUAAUGAGGAUAAAAUGUCAUUUAAAAACUAAAUACACGUCCUUACACAUAUUUGAGAAUUGGAAAAUCAGAUUUUUCACAAAGUAAUCAAUUGGAGCCAAGAAUACUGGUCAAGAGGAUUGAGCAGAACAUUUGCAUGCUCGGAUAUAGCAAGACAUAUUACAACGCUAUUGUUGUUUUGCCCCUCCCCACCAACCAUUCGAAUUUCCAUAGGUGGAAUUUGAGCUUUUUUGUGUUAUCAUAAACUCUGGAAAACAAAGCUUGUAGUCUAAAUGAGCUGUUCAUUGUAGUUCUUUAUAUUUAUAAAACUAAAUAUCUCCCUUUGGAGUAGAAUAGACUUUUGAGACUUGUAAUUUUGAAGAUGUUUUUUAUAUUCCCAAGUAUACAUGCUACACACUGACCAACAUUUAAAAAGCAUAAUAGGACCCCUUUAAGUAGACAUUGGUAUAAUGCAGUGCCUCUGGGCAGCUAUUUUGGGCAUGCAAGACCAACUUUUUGAACAGUGAAUUCACAAACGUUAUGCAAACUCAGAAUUGAACAAUAUUUCAAAUCAGCUAUAAAAUCUGAUAUGAACUAUUUUUUGAGAUAAAACACAUGGUGCCUUUGGUUCAGGUUGGUCACGCAAAUGGCUAUGCACUGUCCCAAGCGUGAGGUUCCCAGCAAACAAUUUUGUGUUUAAUAGACGUCUAAUAGACAUCUAAACAUAGUUAGCUUGGCUAAAACAAGGCUAAACUUGGGUUGUCAGUGAACAUCUAAUAGACAUCUAAGAAUAGCCCAAAACUAGACUAGUCAUCAAAUAGACAGAUUAGACAGACUUUAUAUGUGUAGUCAUUCAUUUCUGUUUAUUUGAUGACUAGUCUAGAGUUGGCCUAUUCAUAGACAUCUAUUAGAUUUUCACUGAAUUUAGCCUUGUUUUAGCUGAGGCGACUAUGUUUAGAUGUCUAUUAGACAUCUUUUAAAAACAAAAAAAUGCUUGCUGGUUAGCUCUUGAAAUGCAGGUGGGACUAUUCCAUUAUAUUGCACAAAAGUGUUCCUCCAAGUCGCAGCAACAUUCAAGUCUUUGUGCCUUUACUUCAAGUGAUAUGAGGUUUGAAGCGAUUGUAAGUGAGGUUAUGAUGAUCCACAUCUCACUAGGCCAGUGUGUAAACUCACGGAAACAAGAAAACCUCAUUACAGAGACCCAUUUUCCCCCCAUACUUUUCGUAUAUUGUGUUACAUUUGUUUUUAUUGUAUCUUUAGUAUACAGACAAUAAGUUAUUACUUUUGAAUUAGUAUGUAAGCGUAAGUACUUGAUAUUAAUAUAUUUCUUCAUAAAUGUACAAUAUGUGAAACCUAUACUUCAUGCAGAUAUAUGUGUAUUUAUAACAACCUUAAACGAUUGAGGAUUUGCCUUUGGUGGGGAUUACGGAUAAAGCUGCGGUCACACUGCACUUUUCUCUCCAUUGACUUCCAUUCAUACGCACACGAAUGCAUCAGACCAAACACGCAAGGUCAUGCGGCAAGUUUCACAGUUUUUCGGAAAGUUCAAGCUUGGUGAACUCUGACCUGCGAAAUCGCAUCACAUGAUUGCGUGAGAUGAAUCGAAGAUUAAAACAUGACCUCUCUGGACAGAAAUUUAAAACAUGGAUCAAUUGCUCACUUUUUUUUGACGUCUAAUCAUCUUGUUUAAUCCCGCCCCUUUUCGCAGCGCCGUACGACAGAAUUUCGCAUGCUCAAACUCUAGUGUGACCGCAGCUUAACUCGUAAGUGCCUCGCUGAAUUGGACUGACAGUUCACCAAUGUACAGCAGUCAGAAAAUAAUAUCGGAUGAAAGAAUCUGUAGUCCAAUCCCCUGAUUACUGUAUUAAGAAAGCUGCCGAUGUCAGUUCACAGGGUUUGAUGUCAUUUUUCACAUUGUAACAAAGUAUUAUGUAAUCUUUGUACGGUAGACACUUUUGUAUACGGACGUUUUUUUUACAAUGUAGAUGAAAAAGCAGGAGGGGCUUUAGCGAAAUACAAAACGCAAUAUAUGUUUGUAGUUUCUUUUGUAAUAAAAAACCCAGCAAGUA
This is a messenger RNA of Danio aesculapii, 5319 nucleotides long. RefSeq names its product neurotrophin-3. The transcript has 2 exons. NCBI's taxonomy places the organism in Eukaryota, Metazoa, Chordata, Actinopteri, Cypriniformes, Danionidae. Bases 557 to 1822 code for a protein of 421 amino acids. The record is from RefSeq and is a predicted model, not a curated record. Gene Ontology annotation, biological process: positive regulation of peptidyl-serine phosphorylation; memory; cell surface receptor protein tyrosine kinase signaling pathway. Gene Ontology annotation, molecular function: growth factor activity; nerve growth factor receptor binding.